Molecule: messenger RNA, 2952 nt
Organism: Impatiens glandulifera
Lineage: Eukaryota; Viridiplantae; Streptophyta; Magnoliopsida; Ericales; Balsaminaceae
Product: receptor-like protein kinase FERONIA
Exons: 1
Coding region: 235-2952 (905 amino acids)
Biological process (GO): protein autophosphorylation
Cellular component (GO): plasma membrane; plasmodesma
Molecular function (GO): ATP binding; transmembrane receptor protein tyrosine kinase activity
Source: RefSeq, a predicted model, not a curated record
UUCUUCCCUAUUCUUAUUCUUCUCCGAUCGAUAACCGCAGGCAACUCACCUGUUCAGUACGAUUCACACCAUGCUAUCGCUGUCAACUGCGGUUUCCCCCGCAACAUCACAGCAUUAAACGGCAGACAAUGGGUUGGAGAAACAGAUUCUGCCACCAAGAUCAUUUUUCAUGGACCUGCAAGUAAAUCAGUCAGCCCUUACUCCAUUGACAACCUCCUCGAUCCCACUCCUUAUAUGACAGCUCGAGCUUCUCGGUCAUCCUUCAACUACACCUUCCAAGUUGGCUCAGGCUACAAGUUCAUCCGCCUUCACUUCUACCCAGUUUCAUACUCUGGUUUCAAGACGUCCGCAGCUUUCAUAACCGUAAAAUCAGGUCCGUAUACACUCCUCAACAAUUUCAGUGCUUUCCUAACAGCCGAUUCUCUAGGCCUCAAAUCCAUUGUAAAAGAAUUCACCCUUUAUGUCCCUGACGACGAGCCCUUAUCAAUUACUUUCUCCCCAUCAAGAGCAAUCCCUUCUGAUGAUGAGACAUUUGCAUUUGUAAAUGGAAUUGAAGUCGUUCCCAUGCCGCUUGGACUUUACUACACCAUGGAGGGAGAUGCAGGGGUGCAUGUUGUAGGGCAGAACUAUCGACUUCCAAUCGGUAAAGCCACUGCAAUGGAGAUGACCCAUCGGUUAAGCGUUGGUGGCAGCUCCCUUUCGUCUGCUCAUGACACAAGUAUGUUCAGGGAGUGGACUGGCGAUUCAAACCAUAUGAUAGAAUCCAGUGUUUUUCCCAUCAAGUCAACAAAUAGAAUCAAGUAUACUGAAACAACAAAAAAUGGCGCACCACAGCGACUGUACCAGACGUCUUGGUCAAUGAACCGAAAUAAGCAAGUUGGGGAAGGAGUUAAUUUUACAUGGAAAUUGCCCGUAGAUUUGGGUUUCAGGUAUCUGAUCAGAUUGCAUUUUUGCGAGCUUGAUUAUGAGGUGAAAGAGAGUGGACAAAAAGAGUUCAACAUUCUCAUAAACAAUCAAAUGGUUGAGUCUCGAGGUGACUUGAUCAGAUGGGGUGGUGAAAUCGGGGUUGCAAUUCUUAAAGAUUACUUGGUGACAAUAAGAGGAGACAAAAUGAUGGGAAAAAAAGAUCUACUAGUGACGUUGUACCCUUGUCACGAGGAGCAGUCAACUGAAUACAUCGAUGCGGUUCUUAAAGGAAUUGAGGUUUUCAAACUGAGCAACCUGGAUGAUAGUCUUGCUGGAGUAAAUCCAGUGAUCUAUAAUCCCCACGCUUCAAUAAACCAUAGACUUAAAAUGCUGUCAACAUAUAGAAAUGGCAUUGCAACUAUUGUUAUAAUUUUGGUUUCUCUUUUGAAUGUCAUCUUUUAUCAAAUUCGUGAAUGGAGAAAAAAAAGUUGGAGUAAAAACGUUUCGCCAUCUCUAAUAGAUGAGGAGUUGUGCAGUAGAUUUUCAUUUGUGCAGAUAAAAUCUGCAACCAACAACUUUGAUAAAGAAUUAGAGAUUGGACAAGGGGGGUUUGGUAAGGUCUACAAAGGAGUUAUUAUUGGCAAAACAGUUGCAAUUAAAAGGUUAAGUUCUGAAUCUAAGCAGGGAGAGAAAGAAUUUAGGUCAGAAAUUGAUAUUCUUUCCAAGCUUCGACACAAACACCUAGUCUCUCUCGUAGGAUAUUGCAACGAGGGUCGUGAGAUGAUUCUUGUUUACGAGUACAUGGAAUAUGGAACUCUCGCAGAUCACCUUCACAAGAAUAAACGUGAUGGUAGUAGCAAUGCAGACGUGACUCCUCUUUCUUGGGAGCAAAGGCUCAAUGUAUGCUUGGGUGCUGCUCGUGGGUUAGAUUACCUGCACACCAAUAGUGUCAAUGACACGAUACAUAGAGAUGUGAAGAGUGAUAACAUUUUGUUGGAUAGGGAUUGGGUUGCCAAAAUUGCAGACUUCGGCAUAUGCAAAGUGGGAACUGCGAUUGAUACUCCCACCCAUAUUAGUACCGAUAUAAAGGGUACUAUUGGUUACCUAGAUCCCCAGUAUUUCUUGACGCGUAGGUUAACCAAAAAAUCUGAUGUUUAUGCAUUCGGUGUGGUUUUGUGGGAAGCAUUAUGUGGGAGGCCAGCCGUUGAUAAUAGAUUAGACAGGGAACAGCGCAGCCUUGUUUUGUGGGUUCAACGCUGCCUCAAGUUAGGAAUAGUUGAUGGAAUCAUUGAUUCGAGUUUGAGGGGACAAAUAUCAACAGGUUCCCUCAAAUUGUACGUUGAUCUUGCAAACCAAUGCUUGCAUAACCAGACUAAUGAACGACCUACAAUGGCUGAAGUCGCACAUGGUCUUGAGACUGUAUUGGCUGCUGCUACUUCUCAAGUUGAGGAAGAGGAGAGCGAUGCUACUAGUGACUUUGGAUCAGAUGGAGAAUAUAAUGAUACCGAUGAAAUAAAUCUAAUCAGUAAUUCCCUUCCACUUAGUACAAUCUCUUCCAUCUCUUCUCAACCAAUGCAAUUAGAUGGUCAAAAUGGUAAUAAUAACUUAAAUGACAGUGGGUUUAACAAUUUGAGCAAUGGCUUUCCUCGAAACAUCAGUCCUGAUGGUGGUGGAAUGGGUCAAAUGAGUCAGAUGGGUGUUGGUGGCAUGCCAAUUUCCGCUGCCGCCCACGGCCUCCCGGCCAUGGAGGGCCCUCCCGAGAUUGUUCGCGGAUAUUUUCAUGGAGGCGGAGUAGAUGGUUCGAUGGGUGGUGAAAAUCCAUACCGUCAACAACAACAACAGCAGCAGCAGAUGAUGAUGGCGAUGAUGCUCCAACAAAGAGCUAACGGGAACGAGAGGUUUCAUCCGAUGAUGUACGCUCGGCCGCCGCCGGCUGUCAACUAUAUGCCGAGGUACCCUUACACUUUUGACCCACCGACACCAACACCGGAUCCGUUCACGCACGCCUUUAAUGAUGAGAACACCAACAGUUGCAGACUCAUGUGA